This is a messenger RNA of Empidonax traillii (willow flycatcher), 2687 nucleotides long. It is a transcript of the gene NOLC1, whose product is annotated as nucleolar and coiled-body phosphoprotein 1. The transcript is spliced from 14 exons. Gene Ontology annotation, cellular component: nucleolus; nucleoplasm. Lineage: Eukaryota; Metazoa; Chordata; Aves; Passeriformes; Tyrannidae. Bases 14 to 2110 code for a protein of 698 amino acids. The record is from RefSeq and is a predicted model, not a curated record.
CGUGUGUCGGUGCAUGAUGGCGGAGCGGCGCGCGGUGCCCAGCGACCUGUUCCCGCUCGUGCUCGCCUUCCUGCGCGAGAGCGGCUGCCAGGGCGCCGCGCGCGCCUUCGCCAGGGAGGCGGCGGCGAAGGAGCAGGACCCGAACGCGGCCUCCCUCCUGGACAUCUUCACCUACUGGCUCCGGUCUCCGGCGGCCAAGAAGGGAAAGCUGGUCCCGAACGGCGGCCAGGCGAAGAGGAAGCCGUCCUCCAGCAGCUCCAGCGAGGAGGACGAGAAACCCCCGGCCAAGAAGCCAGCUAAAGGAGCAACUGUUCCCAAAGCAAAAGCAAUUCCUCCAGCCAAGAAGGCAGAGAGCAGCAGUGAGGACUCCAGUGAUGAUUCAGACUCGGAGGAGGAGGAGAAGCCAACAAAGAAAGGUGCAAAACCUGUGGUGAAACCAGCUGGAACCAAAAUCCAGCCUCAGAAGAAAGCAGAAAGUUCCAGCUCUGACUCAAGCAGCUCAGAUGAAGAAGCACCAAAGAAACAGCCAUCAAAACCAGCAACACCUAAAUCGGGAAGUAAAGCUGCCCAGGCGGCUAGCAAGGUUGUCAAUGGAAAAGAAGCAAGCAGUAGCAGCAGUAGUGAAGAUUCUGAUGAGGAAAAGGCUGCACCAAAAAAGGUUGUUCCCAAGAAAUCGCCUCUGCCGAAACCUGCAGCAACUCAAGCAUGUCCAGGGAAAAACAAACGUGCCAAGGAAAGUUCCAGUAGUGAGGACUCAUCUGACAGCUCAGAUGAUGAAAAGCCACCUGCAAAACAAAAGCCAAAGUCUGGUCCGUACAGUGCUGUACCACCUCCUCAGGGAACACAGACAAAGAAAGGCCUUGCCAAGGCUCCUGCAAAAAAGGCUGAGAGCAGUGACUCUUCAGACAGUAGUGAUGAGGCAGAGAAGGUGCCCCCAAAGGGAGCAGCAGCAGGCAAAGCCGUAGUAGCUAAAACAAUCCCUGGCCCCCAAAACAAAGCUGUGACUAGCAAGAAGGCUAAAUCCAGUUCUGACAGUGACUCAGAUUCCAGCUCUGAAGAUGACAAAAAGGAGGUAGGGAGUAAGCUUCCAGCUAAACAACCUGUGAUAAAGAAUACUUCUAAACCAGCAAAAGUAGUUGUCAAGCCUGGACAAGCAAAGAAAGACUCCAGUUCUUCCUCAGACAGCUCAGAUUCUGAUAGUUCUGACAAGAAGGCACCUCCUGUGAAGCCCACAACCAAAGCAGCAACCCCUGCAGCAAAGAAGUCACAAGCUGCCACAAAGAAAGCACAAAGUAGCUCUGAUUCAGAUAGCAGCUCCAGCAGUUCUGAGGAUGAGAAGAAGAAGAAGAAAGCCCCCCCAGCUAAAUUAGCUGGCAAAGUGGCUAAGCCAGUGUCCAAACCUUCUACUCCAGCUCCCAAAGCAGAUACAUCUGAUUCUGAUAGCUCAAGCAGCGAAGAAGAAAAGAAACCAGCAGUGAAAACAGCCACUAAAUCUACAGGGGCAGCAAAAGCAACUGUGGGGAAGAAGGCAACUGCUUCUAGUAGUAGCAGCAGCUCAUCAGAUAGUUCCAGUGAAGAGGAUGAGAAGCCCAAAAAGGCAGCAAAAGGAGUACAGAAUGGUUCUAAGGCCACUGCCUCCACAGAGAAAGCGAAAGCAUCCUCAACUGCAGCAAACAACACGAAGUCUAAGCCAGCUGGUGGCAGUAGUAGUAGCAGUGAAAGCAGCUCUGAAGAAGAAACCGGAAAAGUUAAUGGAGGCACAAUUGGGAAGAAACAGAAGAGGGAAGAUGUCCAGGAGCCAGAGACACCACACAGUAAAAAAGCAAAGAUCAAAACCAAAACACCACACACAGUUCCCAAGGUGAAACGGCCAGCCUCUCCAUUCCGCCGUGUAAGGGAGGAAGAGAUUGAGGUGGAUGCCCGUGUUGCUGAUAACUCAUUUGAAGCAAAGAAAGGAGCAGCUGGUGACUGGGGUGAGAAGGCUAACAAUAUCCUGAAAUACACUAAAGGCAAAUCUUUCCGCCAUGAGAAGACAAAGAAAAAACGAGGGAGCUACCGUGGGGGCACUAUAUCAACCCAAGUCAAUUCUGUCAAGUUUGAAAGUGACUGAGAAUGUUUCCUUUGGAAUUCAUAAACCAUCUGCUCACCAGAACAUCUUGGAUGGGCAUGUGAACAUCAUGGAUAUCAAACCUGCCUGGAAUGCUACCUCCCCUAGCCCCUUGUGGGACAGGUAGCUCCAGUGUAGGGAUGUGGGAGAAUGGCUGGAUGUUUCCCCCUUUUAUUUCUAAUUUUGGUUUAGUCCCCUAAUUUGAAACCAUCCUUGAGCUGGUGUUACUGCCACCACCAGGGUGACCUCCAAGGCUUAUGUUUUCUACAGUCUUAUUUUAAAAGGCUGGCAGUGAUUUUUGGUUUUGAUUUUCCGCCCAACUAGUAGAAGACAGAGAAAUAAUUCUCCUGUAUUUUAACCUCCCAUUUCUUUUUCAGCCAGUUAAAAUCUGAUACCUGUGAAAAGGCAAGCAUUGUAACUUGCCUUUGACUAGUUACUGUAAGAACAAUUGAUUCUAGUUCUCUGACUAUAAUCCCCAACCCCACCUGACAUUUCAAAUUCACACUCGCAGUGUGACAGGGUUCCUCUUUUCUGUAUUCUUUUAUGGUUUUACCUUGCAAUAAAUACCUCCCUUCCUCUU